Coprinopsis cinerea okayama7#130 is the source of this 267-nucleotide messenger RNA. RefSeq lists its product as hypothetical. Lineage: Eukaryota; Fungi; Basidiomycota; Agaricomycetes; Agaricales; Psathyrellaceae. The transcript is spliced from 2 exons. The record is from RefSeq and is a predicted model, not a curated record. The coding region runs from base 1 to 267 and encodes 88 amino acids.
AUGAGUCGGGACAACCAGCAAGAGGCUGUUUCCAGAGGGUGGCGAGUUUCUCUCUCCAAUUCUCUCUCCAACCACUCCUCUAUCUCUCUCUCUCCCCCUCUUUCUCAACCAGGCACAGCUGGAAACCACGCAAGUUUGUUCCGCAAAUUUAGUCUGCGACCAUGUGGCCUGGAGACGAGCAGCAAGAGCAAGCCGGUGCACGACGACUACUGGAGUGAAGUUGAAGGCAUCCCAGGGAGUCCCAACGCGAAGGCACUUGUACAUUGA